Messenger RNA from Tetranychus urticae (two-spotted spider mite), 1349 nucleotides. RefSeq lists its product as uncharacterized. Gene Ontology annotation, biological process: monoatomic ion transmembrane transport. NCBI's taxonomy places the organism in Eukaryota, Metazoa, Arthropoda, Arachnida, Trombidiformes, Tetranychidae. The record is from RefSeq and is a predicted model, not a curated record. Gene Ontology annotation, cellular component: membrane. Gene Ontology annotation, molecular function: extracellular ligand-gated monoatomic ion channel activity; transmembrane signaling receptor activity.
ACAUAAUCUUGGUUAUACUUAACUUAUUCAAUUUGAAGUAAAUGUUUAGUUGAAAAAUAUGCUUAAAAUAGUGUUGAAUUCAAUCUUAUUUAUUUUGAUAUCAUGCAUCCUAACAGUUUAUUGUCAAGAUCAACAAUCAUCUUUAAAAGCACUCCGAGGUGACUUAUUGAAAAAUUAUGAUCGAUAUAGUCGCCCAGUUAAGCAGGCUUCAACAACCAUCAACGUAACUUUUCAGUUUGGCAUCCAACAAAUACUCGAUUUGGAUAUGACCUCGCAGACAUUUCAUGUCGAUGGAAAUAUUAUUUUGACUUGGAAAGAUGAGUUCCUCGUAUGGGAUCCAUCCAAGUAUAAUGGAAUAAAGAAAGUAAUGUUCGACUUUCAUGAGAUUUGGACACCUGAUAUCAUUCCGUACAACACGGCUGCUGGUAUGAGUACAUUUGCUUCCGAUGCUCAUUCAACUCUAUCUGUUGAUUACAGAGGAAGAGUCUUUGCAUUAUUACCAAGCAAUAUUGUCGUCAGUUGUAUCACUGAUUUAACCGAUUACCCAUUUGAUGGACAAACAUGUUAUCUAGAGUUUGGCUCUUGGGUUUAUAAUGUUAAUGAACUCAACUUAACCAAAAGUAAAAGUGGACGUCUUUAUUACGAGCCUUACGUGAAAAAUAGUGAAUGGAACGUUGACAAGAUUUCAGGUUACAUUUUCACAGAGUAUACGGCCUUUUCAAAUGUUUCCGUCGCUCGCAUCAUAAUCAAUGUUUCUCGUCGUGUCGAUAUUCAUUUUUAUUAUAUCUUAAUGCCAUAUUUAACUGCUAGUCUAUUGGGUUUAGUUGUAUUCCUUGUGCCCAUCGGGUCAAUUUAUCGCAUUGUGUUUGGGUCACUUGCUUUAUUCAUUUUAGUCAACUUACUUCUGUUCUUGGCUUACAAUAUUGGUUUUCAUGCAUUAGGAGUUCCAUAUGCAGUUCGCUGCAUCAGUAUAAAUAUUAUGUUGAUCACAAUUUCCCUGGUUGUAACCAAUAUGACUUACCAAUUGAUCAUGUCUUUGAUGGUAACAUGUCCACCUUUACCAAGUUGUUUAGCCCACCAUCUAACAAACCCAAUAUUGGCACGAAUAUUUGUUCUCAAAGGGAAUCUGGAAUCGACCGAAUUAGAUGAAGAAGCUAAUGUUAAUGAUUUUUCUAACCAACAACCAUUUCAAUCAACUUCUUCACGAGCAGCUAUUCGGGAAUGGGCUCUACUUUUACGGCUGAUUGAUCGACUUCUUUUCAUUACUUACAUUGUUGUAAUAAUAAUAUACCAUAGCUAAACAAUUUUUCAAUAAUGAAGUUAAUUAAAAGAAAAAUCUUAUUACCAAA